GAAAACUUCUCCGCUCCGCUCCCAAAGUCACCAACAUCCUCCAUCCACACUUGGCACAGCCUUGCCAGUCGUCCUCUUUCUUUUGCGCCGAUAAGAAAAACAACUUUUUAUGCCAUUCAAAUCCAUGCGACGAUACUCAUCCAUUCGGACGAAGGCAUUCACGCAAAUUGGUCAAGCAUAAAAUGCCCGGCACGGUGCUUGAUUUUCUGUCAUUCUUCAGUCCCCUUCCGAAAGAGGUCUCAUGCUCCGCCAGAUUUCCAACGGAGACGAGCCCUCGAGUCGUCGUUCAGUCUGUCAAUGUUCGUUGAACGCACCAUAUGUAGACGCUGAAAAUCGGUUCUUUUUUGUCCCUCCUUCAUCGCCAAUCCCUCGACAUUCAAUCAGCCCUAGUGCAAUGAAGGACGCUUAACUUCAUGGGUGUCGAAAUGGGCAGAUAUGUUCGUGUUAAUGUACAUCAAGUUUGUCUAUUCUUGGCAACAUUUGUGAUCUUAACCACUCUAAUUUGCAUGGACAAACUGAAGAAGAACGACGACAAGAUCAUAGCUUUCCGUGCAGUUGAACCCCGUAGAAGUCUCCUUGAGGAUGUGAUCCCGUGGGAUCAGCACUUGACUCCGGAGGAUGUGGGAUAUGUCUUCACCGAUCCCAUGACCUAUGAAGGACCCAUUCUGAAAGCUUGGCCACCCAGUCAAAGUCGGGAUGUCUCUCGGAUCAUCAAGCCGGGUCAAAACACGACACUCAGUGAUAUGACAUGUUUUGAUUGGUCGCAAGUGAAGAUUUUGAUCGUAGUUCAAACUGCUCCAGAAUUUUGGAAGCGACGCCAGGGCAUCCGCCAAACAUGGAUGAAGUCCAAAUAUCCUGGAAUCAAAGUGGUUUUCCUCUUCGGAAAGAGCCAAACUAACGAGAAGCAACCUCUCUCGUUAGAGCUUGAGCAAGAGGUCCAUUGUGAUAUGAUUCAAAUGGAUUUCGUAGAUGACUAUUACAAUUGUACCUUGGAUUCCAUAUUUGCCAUGAAAGUUGCCAUGGAAAAUCGCCAAAUUGAUCCAGAUUUCCUGAUCAUUAGCGACGAUGACACUUACAUUCAUUUGCCUCAUAUUUGGAACUUGCUGUACAACCAAAGGGCUUUGGAAAAGCUUUUUCCCAAUUAAUGACGUCCUCAUCACUGGAUAUCUUGCCAAAAUGUGCCGCCUCUCACUCAUAUCCAGCAAAAAUUUUCAGCCCUUUGAAGAUUCGUCAUUGGGCAAAUUGAGGCCCAACCAGGCUGUGAUACACUACGUCAAUCCGAGAGCCAUGUUGGUGAUCGACCACGUUUUUCGCUUUCAAAACGGGCAGGUUGAUAAAGAUUGCUCCACGCCAAACUCGUUUUGUUCAAAGAACAAGAAACUCCAUUUCUGUGAUUAUUUUGAAUGUAGACCCUUCCUUCCGAUUGAUAAAGGUUUGGGAGGUUCAUCAAGACUGGAAGCCAAAGUCUGAAUUAAGAAGGAUUUGUAUUUGGCCCUUGUCCCUGACGUAGUACGUUGACUUCAACGUGGAAUUAAAUGCAAUUGCUAAAGGCGAUAUGCACAAAUACCACACAUGAAGAGGGGAUAUGCAUUUUUUUGUGUCUCCGAUGUCAUUCUCCAUUUUCAGAGUUCAAGCGCAGUGCUUUACAUUUCGUGUUUGUCUGCAACAUGGCCUCAACAAUGCAAAAAGAGAACAAAUGUUGUUUUGAACAUUCAUCCCAACGAGUUACUAAAACAAUAAAUGUAGGAAAAUUCCUUG
Molecule: messenger RNA, 1758 nt
Organism: Tigriopus californicus
Lineage: Eukaryota; Metazoa; Arthropoda; Copepoda; Harpacticoida; Harpacticidae
Product: lactosylceramide 1,3-N-acetyl-beta-D-glucosaminyltransferase B-like
Cellular component (GO): membrane
Molecular function (GO): hexosyltransferase activity
Source: RefSeq, a predicted model, not a curated record